AUGAAGUUCCUCGGUCUUAUCAGCGUCGCCCUCCUCUCGGCCAGCGCCUCGGCGCGUAGCCUCAAGUUUAUGGGCAGCGACUCGCAACACGCUCUGGAAGAAGAGUUCCCCGUUCCAGGCGACAACCCUCUGCUCUUCUGCGCCGCUCCCAAAGACAACAUUCUCGAAAUUGAGAAGGUCGAUCUGUCUCCCAACCCUCCCUCUGCUGGCGUCACUUUGUCCAUCAAGGCUUCUGGAGUCCUGUCGCAGGAUGUCGAGGAGGGCGCGAAGGUCCACUUGCAAGUCAAGUACGGUCUGAUCCGCAUCAUCAACCAGGAGGCCGACUUGUGCGAGAACCUCAAGAAUGUCGAUCUCGAGUGCCCUCUGAAGAAGGGCCCUAUGGAGCUGACCAAGGACGUUGACCUUCCCAAGGAGAUUCCUCCCGGCAAGUACACUGUCCUCGCCGACGUCUACACCAAGGACAACGAGAAGAUCACUUGCUUGACCGCUACCGUUGUCUUCAGAAGAGGUGGUGCUUUCGAGGUCGUCGCUUAG
This is a messenger RNA of Aureobasidium namibiae CBS 147.97, 534 nucleotides long. RefSeq names its product putative Phosphatidylglycerol/phosphatidylinositol transfer protein. Gene Ontology annotation, molecular function: sterol binding. Lineage: Eukaryota; Fungi; Ascomycota; Dothideomycetes; Dothideales; Saccotheciaceae. The coding region runs from base 1 to 534 and encodes 177 amino acids. Gene Ontology annotation, biological process: intracellular sterol transport. The transcript is spliced from 3 exons. The record is from RefSeq and is a predicted model, not a curated record.